Messenger RNA from Aphidius gifuensis, 1958 nucleotides. RefSeq lists its product as uncharacterized. The coding region runs from base 516 to 1199 and encodes 227 amino acids. NCBI's taxonomy places the organism in Eukaryota, Metazoa, Arthropoda, Insecta, Hymenoptera, Braconidae. Gene Ontology annotation, biological process: regulation of transcription by RNA polymerase II. The record is from RefSeq and is a predicted model, not a curated record. Gene Ontology annotation, molecular function: RNA polymerase II cis-regulatory region sequence-specific DNA binding; protein dimerization activity; DNA-binding transcription factor activity, RNA polymerase II-specific. The transcript has 2 exons.
AAUAGAGUGGGUAUAAGCAGAGUGAAGCCACAGAGGUUUUAUUAGUCCGACAUUUUGUGCUCGCCGUAUGGAGUGGGUAUAAGAGAUUUCCGUCACUUCCGAGGUAAAAAUCAUCUAUGGCUUCAGCGUGCUUGUACCCACUCUAAAAAAAAAUUUUUACAAGCGCUAUCAGCGGCAAAAAAAAGCCCUAAAUCCUAAAAGAAUUGCCCUGUGAAUUGGGGUACUGGUAUUUGUUUGGACCACGUGGCCUUUGUCGGCUUUGUAGGGCCAAUAAAAGUUCCAAUAAAAAUUAAUUCAUAUACUAAUUUAAGUUGAUAGUUUGUUAAUUCUUAUUUGUUGAGUCACAACUUUUCUAAUAACAAAAUUGUGUAUAAGCUAUGGGUUUUAUGAUUGAGUAAAAGAACAGAUCUGUUUUUUUUAACACGUGGUGACUACUAGUUUUGUGAUAGUAGUGAUUUUAAAAAUUAUUAACCUAAAUAUCAAGUUUCUCUUAAAAAAAAAAAAAAAAAAAAAAAAUGUCGGAUUCUCUUAUCAUCAAAGUCAAACGUGAGGAAACGGACAUAGAUAUAGACAUAGAAACAUUGGAAGAAUUACCUGGAAGAAUAUCAUCUUCUGCUGCAGAAAAAAAAAUCACACCACAUAAGACUGGGAGUUUUUCAAGUAGAAUAAAAAGCCCUCUAUUUCGUUAUAGUCCACCGCUGAAUAUUCCUAACAAGCAUAAAAAAAAAAGGGCAACUACCAAAAAAAAAACAAAAAAAAAUUUGACUUUGUCACCUCAAAAAGUGCCAAUACCGGAAAUUACUAAAAUUUUUUUAAAGCCAAUGCCAUCGUUGAUUGAAAUUGCUUCUCUUACUUCCGAUGAUGAAGACCCUCUGAGUACUUGUGAUAAUAUUAAUUCAACUCAAAAACAAUAUAAAUAUAGAUUCAUUGACCAGCAUAAUAGAGGGAAAUGUUUGAAAGAACGUCAACGCCGAAAUGAAUUGAUGAUGGCAUUUCAGAAGUUGAGAUGUCUCCUGCCGGCUAUUAAAUCAAAUAAAAACGCAACAAAAGUUUUAAUUUUAACGGAAGCAACAAAUUAUUGUCGACUAUUGAUGAAAACUGAAAAAAAAAAAAUUUCAAUGUUACGACAGUUGAAUGAUUAUCACAUCAAUCUUUCAGUAACACUCAUUGAAUUGAAACGAGAUUUAAAUAUUAAAUGAGACAAAGUGAAGAAUUAAAAUUUGUUUUAUAUUUUUAUAUACUUUUUAAGUUGGAAAUUUCAUUAAGGAAAUUAUAAUCGUUAACAUAAAAAUUUUAUUUAGAAUUAUAGAAAUUACAUUGUCAAUUGUAAAAAAAAAAUAAUUAGAACUUUUAUAUAAAAUUCAUGUUGAAAUAUAUUUUUGCAUUACAUUCUUAAUGAAAAUAGCCUGAUCCAAUCCGCACCAGGAUUUGAUGGAACUAAAAAUAUUUGUAAAACAAAUAAAUUUUCAUAUUUUCAUCUUGAUUAAGUCCCGAUCCAGAUUGGAUCAGGUUAUCGCUUUUAAGGAUGUGACAGAGCUGGCUUAAUCGAUUUAAAUCAAGCUAGCCAAACCACAAGUGAUAGCUUGAUUCUAUCCGAAUCAGGACUCGAUCAAGGUAAAAAUAUUUAGAGACUGAAUGAAUUUGAUAUUUUUAUCUUGAUUAAGUCCUGAUCCGGGAAAAAUAUUUAAAUAUUAUUUAUAAAUCAUUUAACAUAUAGCUUUAUUCUUCAAAUGCUUUUUACCAUCAAGAUUUAUGACUUGUCUAUUUUGCCAUUUGUUUGUCGUUUGUGUGUCGGUUUUGUGUGAGAUCAGUGAACGAACCGACUGUCGUCAUCGGUAGUUAUAUUCGCUAGAACAUAUCGCGGUGGCUUUAAGAGUAAAAAUAAAAAUUUCGAAAAUUUGGUUUUUCUGGGCUAUUGCCAACGGUUGUUUAUAUACAUACGUUUGUAUAUAUAGAUA